This is a messenger RNA of Lathyrus oleraceus (garden pea), 1367 nucleotides long. RefSeq names its product isoflavone-7-O-methyltransferase 6. The record is from RefSeq and is a predicted model, not a curated record. The coding region runs from base 58 to 1128 and encodes 356 amino acids. NCBI's taxonomy places the organism in Eukaryota, Viridiplantae, Streptophyta, Magnoliopsida, Fabales, Fabaceae. Gene Ontology annotation, molecular function: O-methyltransferase activity; protein dimerization activity. The transcript has 2 exons.
AUCAAAUUCUGAAACAUCACAAGUACACACAAACCAAAAACUCACUUCCACAAAACAAUGGCUUCAUCAAUUAAUAGCCGUAAACCAAGUGAAAUUUUCAAAGCACAAGCUCAAUUAUACAAACACAUAUACGCCUUCAUAGAUUCCAUGUGUCUUAAAUGGUGUGUUGAGAUGAACAUACCAAACAUAAUCCACAAUCAUGGCCAACCAAUUUCUCUUUCAAACUUAGUUUCAAUUCUUCAAGUUCCAUCAACCAAAGCUGGUAGCGUACAACGUCUCAUGCGUUACCUUGCACACAGUGGACUCAUUGAGAUAGUAAAAGAUCAAGAGUUAGAAAAUGAACAAGUUUAUGCUCUCACCGAUACUUCGGAGCUUCUUGUUAAAGGAACCAAAUUUUGUUUAGCUCAAAUGGUUGAGUGUCUUCUUGAUCAAACAACUUCGAGUUCUUACCAUCAGCUCAAAAAGUGGAUUUAUGAAGAAGAUCUUACACUCUUUGACAUAACUUUAGGGUCUGAUUUUUGGGAAUUUCUUAAUAAGAACCCUGAACAUAACAGAUUGUUUAAUGAGACAAUGGCUAGUGAUAUCGAUGUGAUAAAGUUGGCAUUGAAAGAUUGUAAUUUUGUGUUUGAAGGAUUGGAAUCAAUUGUGGAUGUUGGUGGUGGAACUGGAACAAUGGGUAAGAUUAUUUGUGAGACAUUUCCUAAGUUGAAAUAUCUUGUGUUUGAUCGUCCAAAAGUUGUUGAAAAUUUAUGUGGAAACAACAAUUUGACAUAUGUUGCUGGAGACAUGUUCGCAUCGAUUCCAAGAGCCGAUGCAAUUUUGCUCAAGUUUAUUUUACAUGAUUGGAGUGAUGAGGAUUGCAUAAAGAUACUGGAAAAAUGUAAAGAAGCUGUUACAAGUGAUGAAAAAGUUGGAAAAGUGAUUAUCAUAGAACUGGUGAUAGAUGAGAAGAAAGAAAAUAAUCAUCUUACUCGAUUAAAGCUACAGAUGGACAUAAGUAUGGUAUGUCUCAAUGGAAAAGAGAGAAAUGAGGAAGAAUGGAAGAAACUCAUUCUGGAAGCUGGCUUUAAACACUACAAAAUAUCUCCUUUGACUGAAUUACUCUCUCUUAUCGAGAUUUUUCCUUAAGACAGUAUGUUAUGAUCCUUCGAAUAAAUUUAUAACUAAAUAAAUUUGGAAUGCGCACUUAAUAAAGUCACUUGUCUUAUGAUAGAAAAUGUAAAGGAAAAUCAACGAGGUUAUAAGCUUUGUGUUUUUCUCGAACCUAGAUCUUGACAUUUGCUUUACUAUUAUUUUUCUUUUUGAUUUUGUCGCACAAUAAUGGCAAGUGUUUAUUAUUGAAUAAUACAAUGUUUAGUUCUAUUGUU